AGCCGCUGUCCGCCCGCCCGCCCGCCGCCAUGUUGGAUUUUAAUGUUAAUUUUGUAAAAAUUGUCCCAGAAAUUGGGAUCGAGAACCCCGGCUCACACUGAGCAAUCAAGCCAACAACCAAACAAACAAAAACAAGCGAGCUUAAAUUAAAACAAAGGAAUAAAGGACGACUGUGCGUUUAUGUAUUUAUGAUUCCAUCCCUACGGCCGCGGAAAGCAGCGAAGUUGGGUAAGAGCCACUGUAAUGACUCGAGCUUGUUUGAGAAGUAGGAUUCAAUUUCCUUUCCACAAGUCUAAGAAUUGGAAGAAGAUCAGAAUUUCUUGUAAAGAAAGCUGCCUUGUUCUGAUACAGACUAAAUGCAACUGCUUCAGCUAGUUUGUGGUUAUGAAGUGGUUCGGAGAAACAAAUAAUAUGUUUGUAAAUGGCGCCAGGAGAAAUGGGGGAAGAUUUCCCAGUGAACAUCAUCAGAAUCAAUCGAAGUUGCAGCAUUCCGGAAGGGGAAAUUCAAGGACCAACACAAGACUCGCACUUGGAAAACGCAGCACCCGCAUUAUGGGUUUUGAGGGUCACUGCUCCCGAUAUGUACCUUCCACUGGAAUGACAGCAAAAGAGCUGUGCGAAAAUGAUGAUCUAGCAACAAGCUUAGUCCUUGAUCCCUAUCUGGGGUUCCAGACUCACAAAAUGAACACCAGGUAUGUCAGAUUUCGACCUAUAAAAGGAAGACAAGAAGACCUGAAAGAAGUAAUAGAGGAUUUCAAAAAGAGAGAAAAUUUAGAAAAAGCGUUCAAAGCAUUAACUACAGGAGAAUGGGCGCGACACUAUUUUCUCAACAAAAAUAAAAGUCAAGAGAAAUUAUUUAAGGAACAUGUUUUUAUUUAUCUGAGAAUGUUUGCAGCUGAGAGUGGAUUUGAACUCUUACCAUGUAAUCGGUAUUCCUCUGAGAAAAAUGGAGCCAGGAUAGUUGCAACCAGGGAAUGGAAGAAGAAUGACAAGAUUGAAUUACUGGUUGGCUGCAUAGCAGAGUUGUCAGAAAUAGAAGAAAAUAUGCUACUUCGGCACGGAGAAAAUGAUUUUAGUGUUAUGUUUUCCACAAGAAAGAACUGUGCUCAACUAUGGCUAGGACCUGCUGCAUUUAUCAACCAUGACUGCAGGCCAAACUGUAAGUUUGUGUCAACUGGUCGGGAUACAGCUUGUGUAAAAGCGUUGAGAGACAUUGAACCGGGUGAAGAAAUCUCCUGUUACUAUGGAGAUGGUUUCUUUGGGGAAAAUAAUGAAUUCUGUGAAUGCUAUACAUGUGAAAGGCGUGGCCAAGGUGCAUUCAGAUCAAAGCCUGGACUUCCUGACCCUGUGCCAGUUAUAAACAGCAAGUAUGGACUCCGAGAAACAGAUAAACGUUUAAACAGAUUAAAAAAGUUGGGGGAUAAUGGAAAAAACUUUGAUAACCAAUCUGUGAGCUCAAACACUGAUGCAGAGAUUACUCAGGAAAAAGCUGCAACUAGAAAAUCAAUCAAUCUAAAAAAGGAUAGUAAAAGCAGAACAAGGCAAAUGUUGCCCAGAACAUCAACUGCCUCUAAUUCUACCUCAUCCUCUUCAAAAAUGUGUUCUGUGGGUAAUUCAAAGGUACCAAAGAAAUUGAAAACCUCAAGGCCGGUAAGGUCUUUGCCCUCAAAAUCAAGAUUAAGAAGUGAAUCUAGGAGGUCGGAACAAAAGACCACUUUUGGAAGUCUUGAAAUGGACAACAUUGUGCUGAAGGAACCUAAAGUAGUUCUUUAUAAGAAUUUGCCACUUGAGAAGGACAAAGUCUUGGAGGGGCCAGCAAAAUUUGAAGGUUCGGGUAGGUGUCUGACUAGACAUGCUGUUGGAGAAAAUAACAUCAAUUCUGUAAAAGAACUGCAUAAAAUUUCUCGCUUGCGUAAUGGGACAAUUCCUUGUGCCUACUUGACCCGGCGGGCAAAAAGAACAAGACUUUCCCUUAGAGGGUCCUGUGAGAUUCCUCCUUUACUGGAUCUUGAACCAAAUAAAGUAGACAAUGAAAGUAUUCAUUGCACAGAAAAGAGUGAACUUAUGGACUCAAUUCAACAUGUAUGUGAUGGCACCCGUGUAAAUCCAUUAAUUCAAGAAUCUGAUGUAGGUUUAAACUGCCAAAAGAGUGGGGUAUGUUUGAGUAGGAGGAAAUCACAAGGAAAACUAGAAAAAAUUGCUGCACAAUUGGAUAAAUGUGAGCGCACGUUGUCUUGCUCUGUAAAAGAGGAUACAAAGGGGGAAUCUAUACCAGCGUUGGUAAGUCCUCCACUUCGCAAUCUUAAUGGGGCUGAAAAGGUUGACUUGGUUAAUGUUUCUGGUGUUUACAGAGACUGUGUUGGUUCAUCAAAAGAUGGCACUUCUGAUUCAUUCAUGGCUUCUCACAAAUCAAAAAGUUCACAAUCUCAUAAAAUAAAAGGUGAUUUAUCCAGAGCAACGGGAGAGAGAAACAGAAAGAAACGACGAAUCACAAGAUAUGAUGCACAAUUAAUACUUGAAAACAGUACUGGAAUUCCCAAGUUGACUCUGCGUAGGAGACGUGACAGUAGCAGUAGUAAGACUAAUGACCAAGAAGUGGAUGGAAAGAAAUCCAAAAUUAGUAUAAAACUGAGCAAAGACUAUGAAAAUGACAAAAGUAACAAUUAUGUAGCAAAGCUCAGUAAUGGAUUCACCACAGGCUCAGGAAGUAAUUCUACAAAACUCAAGAUACAGCUGAAACGUGAGGAACAGAAUAAAGGAAUUAAGCGAUCACAGUCCAUCAUGGAAGACCUCUGUGACAGCGGUGUGUGUUGUGACAAUGCUGUUUUUUUGAGACCUAAUGGGGAGUUGUGUCAGCACAGACAACACAGAGAUGAUGAAGAGGAAGAGGAAGAUGAUGAUGAUGAUGAUACUUCCUCAUCUUUGACGUCAUCCUCGUCAUCAUCUUCAUCUUCCUCGUCAUCUGAGGAUGACGAUUAUGAUGAUGAAUUUGAAGAUGACUUUAUUCCACUUCCUCAGGCAAAAAGACUACGACUGAUUGUUGGUAAAGAUUCCAUUGAUAUCGACAUCUCAUCAAGGAGAAGAGAAGAUCAGUCAUUAAGGCUUAACGCAUAAGUUUUGGUUCUAUACUCACCAUAAUGUACAGUACUUUCCAAUCAAUUAUUCCACAUUUGAAUGAAUUUACUGUAAAAUUUUGAUGGCACUUCUGUAUUCAUUAUCAACAUAAAUAUUGUAGAAAGUGUACAGUAUAUUGACUCAUUUGAUUUUGUUUUUGCAGAUUUUUAUUGUACUAUUAAUAGCCUUACCAUGUGCAAUUCUGAGUUUUGGAGGGAACUCGCUCUGUGGUAGAAUUAAGGUAUAAAGCAGAAUUGUUGUACAUAAA
This is a messenger RNA of Leucoraja erinaceus (little skate), 3382 nucleotides long. It is a transcript of the gene kmt5b, whose product is annotated as lysine methyltransferase 5B. Gene Ontology annotation, cellular component: nucleus. Bases 385 to 3114 code for a protein of 909 amino acids. The transcript is spliced from 11 exons. Lineage: Eukaryota; Metazoa; Chordata; Chondrichthyes; Rajiformes; Rajidae. The record is from RefSeq and is a predicted model, not a curated record. Gene Ontology annotation, molecular function: histone H4K20 methyltransferase activity; protein binding.